AUGUCCAAAACGUUAGAGCUUCCAUGGGUUAAGAAAUAUCGUCCUCAUGUAUUGAAUGAUAUUGUUGGAAAUGAGGAAACAGUGGAACGUUUGAAGGUCAUUGUACAAGAUGGAAAUAUGCCAAAUAUGAUUAUAAGUGGGUUACCAGGGAUUGGUAAAACGACCUCCAUACAUUGUUUAGCAUAUGAGUUAUUAGGAAAAGAAUAUUAUAAUCAAGCAACUUUGGAAUUGAAUGCAUCUGAUGAUAGAGGUAUAGAUGUUGUAAGAAAUAAGAUAAAACAAUUUGCUCAAACCAAAAUCCUGUUACCACCAGGUAGAACUAAGAUCAUUAUAUUAGACGAAGCAGAUUCAAUGACACCAGGAGCUCAACAAGCCUUAAGAAGAACCAUGGAACUAUAUUCAAACACAACAAGAUUUGCAUUUGCUUGUAAUCAAUCAUCUAAAAUUAUCGAACCGUUACAAUCAAGAUGUGCAAUAUUAAGAUAUAAUAAAUUAGCAGAUGAAGAAGUACUAGCAAGAUUAUUAGAAAUAAUUAAAGAAGAAGAUGUUAAAUAUAAUAAUGAAGGAUUACAAGCAAUCAUUUUCAGUGCGGAAGGAGAUAUGAGACAAGCUAUAAAUAACUUACAAAGUACUGUUGCAGGAUUUGGAUUUGUAAACGAUAUAAAUGUCUUUAAAAUUGUUGAUCAGCCUCACCCGUUAGUCAUUCAAAAUAUUUUAUCACAUUGUUUGAAAAAAGAUAUUGAUAAAGCCAUCAGUUUAUUGGAUGGUCUUUGGCAUAAAGGCUAUUCCGCAAUAGAUAUCGUAACAUCUAGUUUUAAAGUUGCUAAAACUAUACCAAAUGUUGAUGAACUGAAAAGAUUGGAUAUGAUAAAAGAAAUUGGAUUUACACAUAUGAGAGUAUUAGAAGGUGUUGCAAGUUACUUACAGUUAUGUGGUUUAUAUGCAAAAAUUUGUGAUCUUUAA
Molecule: messenger RNA, 963 nt
Organism: Lodderomyces pseudojiufengensis
Lineage: Eukaryota; Fungi; Ascomycota; Pichiomycetes; Serinales; Debaryomycetaceae
Gene: RFC4
Product: replication factor C subunit 4
Exons: 1
Coding region: 1-963 (320 amino acids)
Biological process (GO): DNA repair; DNA-templated DNA replication
Cellular component (GO): DNA replication factor C complex; Ctf18 RFC-like complex; Elg1 RFC-like complex
Molecular function (GO): ATP binding; ATP hydrolysis activity; DNA clamp loader activity
Source: RefSeq, a predicted model, not a curated record